Messenger RNA from Oryzias melastigma (Indian medaka), 2590 nucleotides. Its product is annotated as E3 ubiquitin/ISG15 ligase TRIM25. The record is from RefSeq and is a predicted model, not a curated record. The transcript is spliced from 8 exons. Gene Ontology annotation, molecular function: protein binding. Bases 141 to 1928 code for a protein of 595 amino acids. Lineage: Eukaryota; Metazoa; Chordata; Actinopteri; Beloniformes; Adrianichthyidae.
UUUGUGGAGAUAUAAAUGCUUGAGUGACAACGCGGAAGAACUCCUACCUCUCCUCCUCCUCUCUAAUGACAUCCACUGGAGAUUUGUAAAGAGUCUUUCAUGAGUGGAAUCACACACUUGCGGAAGGACUCGCCGCAGGAAUGGCUCUGGCGAACAUCUCCGUGGCUGAGAGUCAGUUCAAGUGUCCGAUCUGCCUGGACCUCCUGCGGGAGCCGGUGUCGAUCCUGUGUGGACACACCUACUGCAUGGUGUGCAUCAACAACUACUGGGACCAGUCGGAGCCCCCCCGGUACCAGUGCCCCCAGUGCCGGGAGACCUUCAGCCCCCGGCCGGUGUUGCGGAGGAACACGGUGCUGGCGGAGGUCGUUGAGAAACUGAAGCUGAGCGACUCGCCGGGGGCGCCGGAGCUCUUCUUGGGGGGAGCCGGAGAAGUUCCGUGCGACUUCUGCCCGCCGGAGAGCAAGCUGAGGGCCCGGCUGUCGUGCCUGGUCUGCCUGGCGUCCUUCUGCGAGCUCCACGCGCUGCCGCACCGCGAGGUCGGUACUCUACGGCGGCACAAGCUGGUGGCCGCGGUGGAGAGUCUGGCGGACAGGCUGUGCGUUCAACACCGGCUGGGUCUGGAGCCUCCGGGGGGCGGAACCGAGGAGAGCACUGCGGCUCCGUGGAGCGGGAGCUGCCCGCUGUGUGAGGCGGACCAGGAGGAGGACCGCAGCGGGGAGGCGCUGAAGGCCCGGAGACAGCUGCAGCUGCAAGAGAGUCAGAGGAAGAUCCAGGGCCGGAUCCGGACUGUGGAGAGAGAGCUGGAGGAGUUUCAGCAAAGCUUGGACUCCUUCAAGGCAUCUGCGUCCGUGGUUCUGGAGGACAGUGAAGCUUUGUUUUGUGAAAUGGCUCUGCGCUUGGAGAAAACCAAAACUGAGGUAAGAGCAAUUUUGGAGACAAAAGAACGCCUGACCAUAGGAAGAGCCAAACAGGACAUGGGGCUGCUGGAGAGAGACCUUAUAGACCUAAAGCGAAGAAACGAGGAGAUCGAGGAGCUGCUGCAAACUGAGGACAACGCACAGUUCUUCCAGAUGGCGUCACUGCUCAGCAUCCCUCCCACCUCUGAUCAGCCCUCCGCCGCCAUCAGCCUUCCCACGGAGGCCUUUAGCGCGGCUAGGAGAGCGCUGGGAAACCUGCGCAGCCGCGUAGAAGAGGUCUGCAGGGAGGAAGUGGACAAGAUCACUCAUGCAGGUGCCCACAGAGGGGAAAACUCAAAGCCUCAGCAGCUGCAGCUUCACCCCCCAGGUCCACACAGCAGUGGAGCGGGGCCGCUCUCGUUCCCUCUGUCCACUCUGUUCCUGCAGCCGUCAGAUCAGAGGAUGAGGGUGUCCUUGCUCCGAUAUUCAUGUCAUCUGUCACUGAACCUGGAUACAGCGUAUCCAACUCUGGUGCUUCUGGAGAAUCCUCAAGGUGUCCACUGUGGUGAGGACCCACAGCCGUACCCCCAUCACCCGUCCCGCUUCGACUCGAUGGCCCAGGUUCUGUGCAGGGAAGGCCAGUUUGGUGAAGCCAGCUACUGGGAGGUGGAGUGGAGGGGCGGAGGAUGGGUGGACAUCGGCGUCACCUACCAAGCAAUCGGGCGCAAAGGCGGCGGGAAGCCCUGCCUUCUCGGCCGCAACAAGAACUCCUGGCGCCUGAGGUGUUCGCACGCGGGAUAUGCGGCAUGGCACGACAACCGUAAAACCACAGUGGCAGCACCGCCCUGCCCCAGGAUCGGUGUGUUUCUGGAGCGCCAGAGAGGCGCCCUGUCCUUUUACAGUCUAUCGGACACCGUGUUGCUGCUGCACACGUUUCAGUCCGCCUUCUCUCAGCCAUUGUACCCAGCGUUCCGACUGGAUCUGGACUCCACACUGCUCAUCUGCCCCCGUGAGGCAGCCACUGGAAAAUGAACCACCAGUUUUCCUGUGUUUACUUGCAUUUAUCUGCAGCAGAUGCAACAACAAAAAGAGGAAAUCAGAUAUAUUUUGCUCUUUCUCAAACAAACCUUUAUUCACAAGUCUGUGGCCCACAUUUAUUGCUGCUUUUUCUAACCACAAAAAAGAUUAUAAAUAUGUAAUGGUGUUCAUUGGGACUAAAAUGGCAUCUUAGCAACAUUAGAGCACUUAUCUUCAUGUCUUGUCAUGACAGGAACGUUUCAGAGCUUUUCAGCUGCGGUGGACUGCAGCAUCUAAGUGCCUGAAAGGACACGUGCUAAACGGUUUCAUUUUGCUUUGACUUGUUCCGUUUGUGCCAUUUGUAUGCCUUGAAAUACAGAAAGUGUCCAUAUGCAACUUAUUACCAGUACUUUAUGCUAUGCAUCUAAGGCUUGUUUGCUUUAAAUACCGAGGACACUUACAGAUGAAUAACUGGCAUGAACUUUUAGAAAAGGUUUCAGAUCAAUAACUUGAGCACGAGCUGCCAGAAACAAUCACUGAAGACCCUUGAUGCCUUCUUGGAAAAAGAAGAAAAAUGUAAACAUUCAGAAUUGUGAUGCAACUUUCUUGUGGCCCUAAUUCUUCUAUUUACAGAAGAGUUUACCAAGUGCUCCUUUUUGUUUAUACUUAUUUACAUU